AUGGAGGUUGUGGAGGAAAGAGCUGCGUCCAGUCGCCAUCGACGCGCCACUGACCGCCGCCGUUCCGCCGCGCCGAGGGUCCCUUUCCUGCUAGAUCUGCCGCCGUCAAGCAUGAAGGGAUGAGGAAAUGGCGUCGUGAGUUGGGACUGAUCCUUUUACAUCCGUUGGAUUUGACCGGAGAGGGAAGUGGUGACGGUGGUGGAUGUUGGUGCUGGGUUAGCACCGCCACUGCUGCUGGCCGUUUCGAGCUGCUCCGCCGUCUCUGUCGCCGGAGAACCUCACUGCCGUCGCUGGAGGACUCUUCCGUUGAUCCACCGGAGCUUCUGGCCGCCGCCGGAGUUGUGCUGGGGCCGGUUCAAAAUCCCAGCUGCUUCGUGUUGUUAUUCCGAGCUGUUUAUGCUGCUUCAAAAAUGUGUGGGGCUGUGCUUUGAAGCUACCUUUGAUUUCGAGUUGAGGCGAAAAGAACGUAUGAGGCGUUUGGAUUAUGGAAUUGCGUUUUGAGGUAGGGGCGCUUUCCAAAAACUAUAUUUUUAUAUAUUGGAAUUAUUACAUAUGGAUACUGAUGUGAGAGAAUGUG
Arachis ipaensis is the source of this 577-nucleotide messenger RNA. The record is from RefSeq and is a predicted model, not a curated record. NCBI's taxonomy places the organism in Eukaryota, Viridiplantae, Streptophyta, Magnoliopsida, Fabales, Fabaceae.